Parastagonospora nodorum SN15 is the source of this 441-nucleotide messenger RNA. RefSeq lists its product as hypothetical. The record is from RefSeq and is a predicted model, not a curated record. Bases 1 to 441 code for a protein of 146 amino acids. The transcript is spliced from 2 exons. NCBI's taxonomy places the organism in Eukaryota, Fungi, Ascomycota, Dothideomycetes, Pleosporales, Phaeosphaeriaceae.
AUGUCCGUCCUGAAAUCCUGCUUCGGGACUAAAUCCAAACCCCAACAAACACCGCCUGCGCCGCAAGCCGAUGAUGCUGAGCCGAAGAGGCUCGAGCGCAGAGGCACGGCGUACGAUCAGCAGUUGGACGCGAGGGAUGCGAGGGAGAGGGAGAGGGCGAAGUUAAAAGGGAGCGCAAAGGUCAAGGGGAAGAAGGUGGUGGAGCAUCCGCCGAUGCCUGAGAUGCCGGCGAAGAACGAGGGGAAGAAGGGUGAGGAGGCGUUGAGUGCGGGUGGCGGAGGAGAUAUUGAGACUUGUGGUAUGAGGAAGAAGGAGGAGGAGGAGAAUAUGAAUUUUGUGGGGUGUGAUGAGUAUGAAGACGAAGAUGAAGACGGGCGGAGGAGGAGAUGUAGAGUUUCUGGCAUGCGGGAGGAGAGAUUGAGGGCGGUGAUUUCAAGAUGA